AUGCAUCUUCAUCUGCUGCUCGUUUCUGCAUCCCUUGGCGUGGCAUUCGCUCAAGGAGGAUCUGACCCAUACGUGCCUGUCUACACAUCAUGUCCCUCUGACCUGAAUAUCCGCAAAGCUUCAGACGGUUUAUCCGACGAAGAGAGCUCAUGGAGGGAACAACGAGCCAAGAGGAUGAUGCCUGACUUGGAGGACUACCUUAAGCUAGCUAAUAUUUCUGGCUUUGACGUCUCGGCCUAUCUUAAGAAGCUCAAGGAAGACGACGUACCCAUCGUGGGCCUUUCUGUCUCUGGUGGCGGUACACAGUCUGGUAUUGGAGGACUGGGCAUUUGGCAGGCUUAUGACGCUCGCUCCGCUGCUGCAAAGGCUGCUCGGACAGGAGGCUUGACUCAGCUUCUUUCAUACAUCACUGGUUUGAGUGGUGGUGGUGCUGUGACUGUUUCUUUACUCGCCGCGAAUAAUUUCACCACCACCGAUAACGUCAAAAAAGCCACAAACUUCUCUACCUCCUACGCCGCGGGUCCAGAUGGUAAUCAGACGGAAUUCUUCCAAACCAUCUUUGAAAACGCCGGCGCAAAGGACGAAGCCGGCUUCCCAGUCUCCGUCGCGGAUACCUUUGGCCAAUUCUGGGGAACAUGGCUGCCCGAGGACAUGCUGUACGGUAACUACUCCGAUAUAGCUGACAACGGCACCGCUUUCAAUCUAGGCGAUGCGCCCAUGCCGAUUCUGUGUUUUGCGGAAGUCAUCCCUGGCAAAUCUCCCGAGAUCGGGAAACUCAUGUACCCCGGCCUCAACAGAUCCGAGCUCUUCAACCUGACUACAUACGAAGUCACGCCCUUUGAGUUUGGCAGUUGGCUCGGUGGGCGGGUACAGGCGUUUAUUCCAACAAAGUACCUAGGUACUUCCAUGUCUGAUGGCAAGCCGCAGAACAAGACCCAGUGCGUCGAGGGCUUUGACAAGAUUACGCUCAUGCAGGGAACUACGACGAAUGCGUUCACUGCAUGGUUCAUUGAUUCCUUCUACGGAAUUCCUGUGUUUGCCAAAAGAUGGCUGCAGGAGAGGCAGCAGGUGAAUCCGGAUAUCAACGAUGUUCCUAUUCCACAGGAUCAAGAUGAUAAUCCGCUGGUUGAGCUCGUGAACUCUACGGCUCAGUUCUUUGACUUGACGUUUAAUCAGUCCAUGUGGUCUACUUAUCCGAAUCCGUUUGAGGACUACAACGACGAUAUGAAGGGUGUUUCGGAACUUCUCCUCGUCGACGGCAGUCUUACUCUUGAGAGUAAUCCUCUCCGUCCAUUAAUAAUUCCAGACCGAAAGCUGGAUCUGAUCAUUGUGUAUGAAGCUUCGUCAGAUGCUCCAAACUCAUGGGUCAACGGCACAAACCUAAUUAACACCGCCAUCUCCGCUUCAGGAGGAAACAUCCCCUUCCCCAAGAUUCCAGACGUCAACACCAUCGUCGCCCAAAACCUCUCUUUCCAGCCGACUUUCUUCGGCUGCAACGCCAGCGCCAACACGCCUCUACUGCUCUGGCUGCCCAACGCGCCCUGGAGCGGCUACACCAACUACUCGUACACGCAAACCCAAUUCACCAACACGCAGCUCGACUCUGCCCUCGACAACGCCUUCCAGAUCGCCACGUACGGCAACGGAAGCGUCGACGAGAACUGGCCUGCAUGUCUAGCAUGCGCGGCUAUCAAGGGCUCGCUGCGACGCCUAGAUAUCGAGUUGCCAGAGCAGUGCGAUGAGUGCUUCAAGAGGCAUUGCUGGAAUGGGAGUACGAGUUCGAGGAAGGCUACGGAGGCGGACUUUGAUCUGGGGCUCAGACUUGAUCCGGGGUUGAGCUUUGGAAAGUGGAAUGAGUCGGAUUGGUCGAAGGAGGAGGUUGGUGGGAGUGAGGGUGGUGGUGAUUCGGCGGGAUCGAGGGUUGGGAAUCAUUUGAUUGGGCUUGUGGUUUCGAUUAUGGCUACUGUUUAUUUGUUGUAG
This is a messenger RNA of Fusarium sp. VM40, 1980 nucleotides long. The record is from the annotation of a GenBank genome assembly. Lineage: Eukaryota; Fungi; Ascomycota; Sordariomycetes; Hypocreales; Nectriaceae.